UCAUUGAUUUCACUUUGAUUCCUCGUCUCUUCUCCUCCUCUAUAUAAACGACGCCGCGCGCGCGGGCUCGCCGCGGCGGCCAUGGAGGAGUUCCAAGAAGCCGACGUCCUCUGGCCGGACCACCACCAGCACCUCCGCCGCGACGACGACGCCCGCCGCCGCCGCCACCAGGAGCAGCAGCAUGGUGGCGUGGACGACGCCGACGACUCGCGUGGCGGCACUGGCACGCCGUCGGCGCCCGUGGGCAUCCCGGUGACAAGGGCGCCGACGACGCGGAGGAUCAGCCACGGGAGCACGGCGCCGGCGGCGGCGUUCGUGCCGCCGCACGAGCUGGUGGCGGCGAGGGCGCGGCGGUGCUCGGAGGAGAGGGCGGCGUUCUCGGUGUGCGUGGGGAACGGGCGCACGCUCAAGGGCCGCGACCUCCGCGACGUCCGCACCGCCGUGCUCCGCAUGACCGGCUUCCUCGAGACCUGAUCGAACACCUCGCGACUCUUCUUCUCUUCUUUUCUGUUCUUUCUUCUUUUUUGAAAGAACUCCUGAACCGCGCGUGACUAGCUAGCUUGCCUAUGAAUUUGUGCUUAGUUUACCUAUGUAAUUCUAGCGAAAAUUAAUCUGGACUUUCCAAAGUUUGCUAAAGAACGAUGAACCGCGAACGAAUUCGCGACCAAUUCUCAUUUCUCAGAAGGCGUCUUAAUUUAAUUUGUCAGAAAAA
This is a messenger RNA of Oryza sativa Japonica Group (Japanese rice), 712 nucleotides long. RefSeq names its product protein S40-1. The record is from RefSeq and is a predicted model, not a curated record. NCBI's taxonomy places the organism in Eukaryota, Viridiplantae, Streptophyta, Magnoliopsida, Poales, Poaceae.